Molecule: messenger RNA, 521 nt
Organism: Ilex paraguariensis (yerba mate)
Lineage: Eukaryota; Viridiplantae; Streptophyta; Magnoliopsida; Aquifoliales; Aquifoliaceae
Source: the annotation of a GenBank genome assembly
ACUUCAAUUGGAUAAACGCUGGUACUUGAUCCUCUGAAGUUUCUGGAACCAUCUUACUUUCUUCGACAAUGGAGAGCUUAGCGCAGUUAGAAGCUUUGUGUGAGAGGCUCUACAAUUCACAGGACUCAGCUGAACGAGCUCAUGCUGAGAACACUCUGAAAUGUUUUUCUGUGAACACUGAUUACAUUUCACAGUGCCAGUACAUUCUGGACAAUGCUUUGACUCCUUAUGCAUUGAUGCUGGCCAGCUCAAGUUUGUUGAAACAAGUGACGGAACACAGUCUCUCCCUACAGCUCCGUCUUGAUAUCCGAAACUACCUUGUAAACUAUCUGGCAACUAGAGGACCUGAACUGCAGCCAUUUGUGAUUGGAUCUUUGAUUCAACUAUUAUGUCGGGUUACCAAGUUUGGGUGGUUUGAUGACGAUAGAUUUAGAGAUGUUGCUAAGGAGUCGAUGAACUUUCUGAGCCAGACAUGGCCUGACCUUGUGGGUGAGCUAGUGGCUGCUGAGUUACACUCUUGA